This is a messenger RNA of Cynara cardunculus var. scolymus (artichoke), 1344 nucleotides long. Its product is annotated as gibberellin 2-beta-dioxygenase 1-like. Lineage: Eukaryota; Viridiplantae; Streptophyta; Magnoliopsida; Asterales; Asteraceae. Bases 104 to 1117 code for a protein of 337 amino acids. The transcript is spliced from 3 exons. The record is from RefSeq and is a predicted model, not a curated record. Gene Ontology annotation, biological process: gibberellin catabolic process; response to light stimulus.
UUUUUUCGCUUUUUUCUUCAUCUUCUUCGACUCAUUCUUCGAUUCAAACCAUACCCAUAUCGAUUUGCUUUCAAAGGUUCCAUUUUUAUCAAGCUUUGCAACCAUGGUGGCUCUGUCAAAACCUCCAAUUGAACAGUUCUUUGUGAAACCCUCCAAACCAAACACGAACCCAUUGAUCAUUCCAUCUAUUCCUCUCAUUGACCUCGCGAAACCUGAUUCCAAACACCAGCUUGUUAAGGCCUGUCAAGAUUUUGGAUUCUUUAAGGUUGUUAAUCAUGGAGUUCCUAAACGGUUCAUCAAUAAACUUGAGUCAGAAGCUGUCAAGUUCUUCUCGUCUCCUCUUUCUGUCAAAGAAAAAGCUGGACCACCCGACCCGUUUGGUUAUGGAAACAAAAGCAUUGGUAGAAAUGGAGAUGUGGGUUGGGUCGAGUAUCUUCUUCUCAACGCGAAACUGGAAUCGGAUUACCAGAGAUAUCUAUCUGUUUUUGAAGAAAACCCAGAAAUUUUCCGGGGAGUUGUGAAUGAUUAUGUGACAGCAGUGAAGAAGAUGGCAUGUGAGAUUCUUGAAUUAUUGGCGGAUGAAAUGAAACUGCAGCCAAGAAAUGUGUUCAGUAAGCUGUUGAUGGAUGAAGAAAGCGAUUCUGUUUUCAGAGUAAAUCACUAUCCACCAUGCCCAGAGUUUCAAGAAAACGAAAGAAAUGGAAGGAAAUUGGUGGGUUUUGGAGAACACACAGACCCACAAAUCAUAUCUGUUUUAAGAUCUAACAACACAUCUGGGCUUGAAAUCUCAUUGAGAGAUGGAAGUUGGAUGUCUGUUCCUGCUGAUUCUGAUUCUUUCUUCAUCAAUGUUGGCGACUCUUUACAGGUGAUGACGAAUGGAAGAUUCAAGAGUGUGAAGCAUAGGGUGGUGGCAAACAGUAGGAAGAGUCGGGUUUCGAUGAUCUAUUUCGGAGGACCACCAUUGAGUGAGAAGAUUGCCCCAUUGACAUCACUUAUGCAAGGAGAGGAAGACAGCUUGUACAAGGAGUUUACUUGGUUCGAGUAUAAGAAAUCUGCGUUUAAUUCAAGAUUGUCGGAUAACAGAUUGGGUCUGUUUGAGAAAAUCGUUGCAUCUUAGGCUUUUUAGGGGUCGUGCUCUUUGUUUUUUUUUGAUUUGUUUGUGAACCACAAAAUAGUUGUAGUGUUAUAGUGACUUAGAUAUCAUACGUUAACAUUUGUAUAUCUUUCUAGAUUCAAAGUUUCAAACCUCUCGUCUCAUACCGUUUUUUCUUCUGUAACUUGCACUUUUUGUGUUCAGAUUUCUUCAUCGUAAUCGACUUAAAACAAGAAUCUUGUUUAAUGAAA